Messenger RNA from Rhizoctonia solani, 1053 nucleotides. RefSeq names its product major facilitator superfamily transporter. Gene Ontology annotation, biological process: pantothenate import across plasma membrane. The record is from RefSeq and is a predicted model, not a curated record. Bases 1 to 1053 code for a protein of 350 amino acids. NCBI's taxonomy places the organism in Eukaryota, Fungi, Basidiomycota, Agaricomycetes, Cantharellales, Ceratobasidiaceae. Gene Ontology annotation, cellular component: plasma membrane. Gene Ontology annotation, molecular function: pantothenate transmembrane transporter activity. The transcript has 11 exons.
AUGAAAGAGUCAAUCGGACUCGAGGGGAAUGACUAUACACUUGCAACUACCGUAUUUUAUGUCGGGUAUACAGUUGGCCAAAUUCCGCACAGCUUCGCAAUACAAUAUUUGCCCGCUCGAAUAUGGUUUCCGCUCAUGGGAGCGACCUGGGGAAUGCUCAGCUGCGUAUUAUCAACUAUCAAAACCCCCGGUCAACUCUAUGCAAUCCGCUUUAUUCAAGCGCUGGCGGAGAGCAGUACCUUCUCUGGUGCACAUUGGCUCCUUGGGUCAUGGUACAAGGACUCGGAACUUGGAAAACGCUCGGCUCUCUUUGCAUGUUUUGCACAAAUUGGAUCCCUCUUUUCUGGUUUUAUGCAAGGCGCAAUAUAUACGAGUCUACAUAAAAAGCUAGGAAAGGAAGGAUGGCAAUGGACUUUUAUUAUUGACGGCCUAAUCGCUCUACUCAUCGCACUCUAUGGCCUCAUCAUAUUCCCCAACACCCCCCAAACGACGUCAGCAUUCUACCUCUCGCCGGAAGAGAAACAGCUUGCUCGUACCAGGCUCACUCCUAGACCCCGAGCGAAAUUCACAAAACGAGAAGUAAAAAAGAUAUUUGCCGGAUGGAGAUAUUGGAUGUUUUCGGCCUUGUUUGUGGUUACCAGCCAGCUCGAAGCGUACGGAACAAAUGGGAUAGUUUCCAUCUGGCUCACGACGGAUCAUAUCGCCGGACCACCUAAAAAUUCGUACUACGCGCUAGGAUUGAUCGCGGUUGCUAUUGCCACGACGAUUCUUGCUGGUUUAGCCACUGAUCGGUGGGGGCAUAGGUGGAGAGUUAACCUGUUCAUGGGUGUAAUAUUGUUGAUAUCGGCGAUUAUGCUUUUGGUGUGGGAUAUCCCGUUGGGUGCAAAAUAUUUUGCGUUUUAUUUAGGAGGUUGCGGGUAUGCUGGACAGGGUACAAACUUUGCGUGGUACGUUCCUCUUAUUCACGAUCAUGCAUGUGCCGACUUCGUUGCUGCAGGGCAAAUGAAACUUCGCGGUCUGAUCUCGAACGGUCUUUUAUACUAUAUUCGAUGA